AUGGUGCUUGUGGCCCCUGUUGAUGGGAUCACAGGUGAUGUUUGCACAGGUGGAGGGUACUGCCCUGUUGGUUCAGCAUUCCCUGUGCCCUGCCCAGUGGGCACAUUCAGUAAUACCACUGGUCUGAGGAGCUCCGAGGAGUGUUUGCCCUGCCCUCCAGGACUUUACUGCUCUGGAUUAACUACCCAAGCUCCAACAGGACCAUGCAGACCAGGAUACUUCUGCACAGGUAGUGCCAGCAGUCCAACUCAGCAUGACACCAAAGAGGGCCACUAUUCACAUGCUGGGGCAGAAAACCCUGAGCCCUGCCCAUUGGGCACUUUCCAAUCGGCACCUCUACAGUCAUCUUGUCUAACUUGUCCCCAGGGAAGGUAUUGUAACCAGACAGGCUUGGUCACUCCUCCACUUUGUAUCCAAGGACAUUACUGCCCUCCUGGGAGUAUUCUGCCCAUCUCCUGCCCUGCGGGACACUAUUUACAUCAAAAAGGAGCAGCAGAUAUUAGUUCAUGUACACUUUGUGACCUAGGGAUGUACUGCAGUGUGGCAGGUCUUUCUGCACCUGAAGGACCCUGUCAGCCUGGUUAUUACUGCACCAGAGGUUCAAAUACUUCCAUUCCAGUGGCAAUGCCGUUUGGUGACAUUUGUCCAGCAGGUUAUUAUUGUCCUUUCGGAACCAAGCACGCUUUUGAAAACCCAUGCCCAGUCGGAACAUGGAAUAACUUUACAAGUGCCCAAGAUAUUGCCUUGUGUCUUCCAUGCACACCUGGAUUUUCCUGCAGUGGUCCUGCACUGACUCAACCCAAUGAAUUGUGUGCUCCAGGUAGGAACUUUGCUUUAUUGAUGAUGGGAGUAAUCAAGCCUACAGUACUCAGUUUCACUUUUCACAACUCCAUGUAUUUCAUAUUAAUUAUUCACUAUAGGUUUUUAUUGUAA
Messenger RNA from Pristis pectinata (smalltooth sawfish), 933 nucleotides. Its product is annotated as signal peptide, CUB and EGF-like domain-containing protein 3. The record is from RefSeq and is a predicted model, not a curated record. The transcript has 6 exons. NCBI's taxonomy places the organism in Eukaryota, Metazoa, Chordata, Chondrichthyes, Rhinopristiformes, Pristidae. Bases 1 to 933 code for a protein of 310 amino acids.